Molecule: messenger RNA, 2715 nt
Organism: Caenorhabditis briggsae
Lineage: Eukaryota; Metazoa; Nematoda; Chromadorea; Rhabditida; Rhabditidae
Exons: 6
Coding region: 1-2715 (904 amino acids)
Biological process (GO): phosphatidylinositol dephosphorylation
Cellular component (GO): intracellular membrane-bounded organelle
Molecular function (GO): phosphatidylinositol-3,5-bisphosphate 5-phosphatase activity
Source: RefSeq, a predicted model, not a curated record
AUGCCGUGCCGUCUUCGGAAAAUUACAGUUUACGAAACAAAAAGUCGAUUUUACAUAAUUGGUUGUGACAGUACUGGGUCCAGAUACAAUGUACUCAAAAUAGAUCGAGUCGAUCCGAAAGCAUUGAUAACUGGAGAACCUGAAUAUGACUAUACGAGAGAAGAGAUUCUUGAACUUUUGUCUACUAUAUCGGAUGGAAGUUCAGUUGUGUAUAAAUCAUCUUCAAAGAAAGGAUCGAAGAGUGGAUUGGUGGAACGAGCAACCAACGCAUUCGGAAUUCUUGGUGUGGUUAGAUUUGUCGAAGGCUAUUAUCUUAUUAUUAUCACUCGAGCCGUUGCUGUUGCCACACUUGGAUAUCAUCCAGUAUACAAAAUAGUUGAGGUUGCUAUGAUCCCCAUCGCGAUGGAUGGAAUUUCGUCAAGCUCCGAAGAACAGAAAUAUGUCAAACUAUUUCAAUCAGUUGAUUUGAGCACAGAUUUCUAUUUUUCUUAUUCCUACGAUUUGAGUCGGACUUUUCAAGACAAUGCACUUCGUAGUAAUUGGGAUAAUAACGGACAUAGAAAGCUGGAAGCGGAUGACAGAUUUGUCUGGAACUCAUUCCUGCUGGAACCCCUGCGAAAAAACUUGAUCAGUGAGCGUUGGUUUAUCGAAAUUGUUCACGGAUACGUCCGUCAGGAAUACAUAUUCCUACCAGUCGGCCGCAUCUCACUCACAAUAAUUGGUCGCCGAUCAACCAAGUAUGCCGGUACUCGAUUCUUAAAACGAGGUGCUAAUCCAUCUGGGAACGUUGCAAACUACGUGGAAACGGAACAAAUUGUGUGGGAUAUGGCAUCAUCCGGAAAUGUUGCCAAUGGACGGUUCAGUAGUUUCGUGCAAAUGCGAGGUUCAGUUCCGAUGCGCUGGUCCCAGGAUCCUUCUACACGUGGUGUUGUUGGGAAACCACUGAUCUUGAUCGACAAUCAUGAGCCACAUGCACAAACAGCUGCGAGUCAUUUUAGAGAAAUCAGGAACAAAUAUGGAAACCCGAUCAUCAUUAUGAAUCUGAUAAAACGGAAUGAAAAACGACGACACGAAGGAGUCUUACACACUCAGUUUUUGAAAAACAUUGAGUACUUGAAUCAGUUUUUGGAUAGCGAUGAAAAGCUCUGUUAUCUUUCGUUCGAUGUGGCAAGGUGUAAUAAAGCAGCUAACGCGAUGCCAUCAAUAAACGUGCUCAAUGUUAUGGAAGAUCUUUCGAUGAAGUCGGUUCUCAAAAAUGGAUGGUUUCAGUCGUUCCCACUAAACGAAGCUUUGAAAACAAGUCCACGAGAGGGAUUUGAAACUUUAGAUGUUCAAUAUUCUAAAGAUGGACGAUUCAUUAUCCAACAUGGGAUCUGCCGAACGAACUGCGUCGACUGUUUGGAUCGCACAAAUGUUGCUCAAUUUGUGAUUGCAAAAGUGGCUCUUGGAUGCCAAUUAUGCGCUAUGGGAAUUCUGGAUGAACCAAGUCUUUCAUUGCAAAGCGAAGUUUGCCGUUUACUGGAAGAUAUGUUCGAUGAACACGGCGACACAAUGGCUCUACAAUACGCCGGCAGUCAAUUGGUACAUUCCAUUAAAACGUAUAAGAAGACUGCAGCGUUCCAAGAGCGAAGAAGAGAUGUCUUCCAAACGUUGUCCAGAUAUUACAGUAACACUUUCAAUGAUUGGGAUAAACAAAUGGCAAUCAAUCUAUUUCUGGGAGUGUUUCGUCCGAAAAUCACUUCGCUGAAAAAUCUGUGGGACUUGACAACCGAUUAUAAUCUACAUUUCCCGUACCCAUUGAAAAUUCGUACUGAUUAUUGUGCAUGGAUUCUGACAGAGAAAGAAUUAGAUGAACUGGUUUUUCUUGAGUAUAACGAAAAUGAGAAUCAGGAUGGAUAUGUUGAAAUACGGUCGAUCGAGAUAGAAGGUCGUCGUGGAAGCGAAGGAAGUGAAUACCGUACUCUGCAGUUUUCGUCGGACGAAGAUUUUAGGGAUUAUCACAAAACGUACGAAUUUACUUCGUUGGAUGAUCGAAUUGGAAGACUGUUCAGCAUUGAAAAUAGAGCGAUCCAGGUAGAUGGAAUUAAUCAGGAACCAACUUCUCAUGCUCAAUUUUUGAAGCUUUGGAAAACUACAGAGACCAAAGAAAAAGAAUCGAAGAAACCAGCAAAGAAGGAGAAGGAAGAAAAAGAAUCGGAUGAUGAAGAUGAUGACGAGGGAAUAUCUACUCAGUGGUCUGAUGUAGUAGAAGCUCAGCAGGAAUGGUAUGAUCUGGUCAAUCAGUCAGGGAACAUUGCAAGUACAAAGACACCAAUUUCAAUUGUGAAAAAAGACAUCGUUCCAUCCCGAUCGAGAGCUAAACGAUCACUUCUGAGCACUGGUCUACAGUUCGCCAAGGACAUUUAUCAUUUGGAUCAUUUAAAGACGCAGCCUGAUGAACGGAGAUAUUAUGAAAAGUACGCCAUUACAGCGUUCAAAUGUAAUGUUCGGGAUUGGGAAUCGGUGAAACCAACGUUGCUGAGUGAAUUCAAAAUAAAUCCGGAGUUGGAGGCUCGUCGACCUACUUUCUUCACCGCGGAUGAUUGUUAUAGAUCAGAACAACCGGAUGUCAGCGGCAAUUCUGAACGAUUCUACACCAAAAGUGAUAAUCCGCUGACAACACAAUGUUCCAAUCGUGACUACGAAACAUUCUCGAAUUAUAUGGAAGCACCCUAA